AUGAACUACACCCCCUUCCGUCCUUGCCCCCCUGACUCCCUCUCCCUCGCCGAAUCCCUCAUUCUCCGCGGCUGCCACCCUCUCCCUCGCCGCCGCUGCUUCUCACCUUCCCAUUUUGUCAGAACCCAAACGGAACCCAAAACCGACAUCACCCGCCUCCUCUCCGCCGGAUCCGCCCUCGAUCUCCCCGUCCCCCAACUCCUCCGCCUCUCCCCCUCCCCCAUCCGCCUCGCCCUCGACAUUGGCGGCGGCUCCGGUGCUCUAGCCUCCCUCCUCCGCCGACUCGCCAACGCCACCGUGCUAACAACCACGAUGAACCUCGGCUACCCAUACAGCGAGGCCGUUGCCUCUCAAGGUCUAGUCCCACUGCACAUGCCGCUGCAGCAGCGGUUCCCAGUCCACGACGGCUCACUGGAUCUCGUCCGCGCCGGCCGGGCGGUGAACCGAUGGAUUCCGACGCCAUCUCUGGAGUUUCUCCUCUUCGACGCCGACCGUGUGCUUCGUCCCGGCGGCCUCCUGUGGAUGGACCACUUCUUCUGCCGCACCGGCGACCUCACCGGCAUCUACACUCCGAUGAUCGGAAGACUGAGCUAUAAGACAAUCAAAUGGGCGGUGGAGAACAAGACCGACGGCGGCGGUGUAAGGUACGGCGAGGUUUAUCUCACCGCGUUGCUCCAGAAACCGCCGGUUCUAGCUACCAAGGUGUGA
This is a messenger RNA of Dioscorea cayenensis subsp. rotundata (Guinea yam), 708 nucleotides long. RefSeq lists its product as uncharacterized. Gene Ontology annotation, molecular function: S-adenosylmethionine-dependent methyltransferase activity. The transcript has a single exon. The coding region runs from base 1 to 708 and encodes 235 amino acids. The record is from RefSeq and is a predicted model, not a curated record. NCBI's taxonomy places the organism in Eukaryota, Viridiplantae, Streptophyta, Magnoliopsida, Dioscoreales, Dioscoreaceae.